Molecule: messenger RNA, 473 nt
Organism: Aspergillus pseudonomiae
Lineage: Eukaryota; Fungi; Ascomycota; Eurotiomycetes; Eurotiales; Aspergillaceae
Exons: 1
Coding region: 97-345 (82 amino acids)
Source: RefSeq, a predicted model, not a curated record
AGUCACGUCGACAGACGACAUGUCCGCGGGGUUAACCGCCUGGGACUGUUUCGCAUUUUUCUCUGGAUCAUACAAUGAAAUAAUCGGCUUUAAUCUAUGAGAUCUUGCUCUGUAACGUCGGCGGUUGCCUUGGGGGACCCGACCGGUGUUCAUUGGCCGACGUGGCGGCUGGCAGCCCGUCUGCCACGGAACAGAUUGAUAAUGACUGAGAUCCAUCGCAAAAUCUGGUUCCAGUUGAAACAUGGGCAGAGAACGAGUCUCCGAGAAGGUGGUACAUGGUGGGACAGUGUAGUGGCAGUUCCAGAGAGUGUGAUCUAUCUUGAGGAGUGGUUUCUAGACGGGUAAGGAAGGAGAAUGCCAAAUGAAUAGUAAGGGGAAACCCAAAAUAAUCAUGAACAAUACCAAACAGGAGAUGGGACCACAAUCCACUGGGGGCCUCAUUCCAUCGGAAGCGCGGGAGUUCGCGCAAUAAG